Molecule: messenger RNA, 2129 nt
Organism: Portunus trituberculatus (swimming crab)
Lineage: Eukaryota; Metazoa; Arthropoda; Malacostraca; Decapoda; Portunidae
Product: chromobox protein homolog 7-like
Exons: 6
Coding region: 68-826 (252 amino acids)
Source: RefSeq, a predicted model, not a curated record
CUCAGUUGGAGUAGAGCAGUGAAAGGGGGAGGACGUGCCGCUGCUGCUCGUCCGCCACCCUUAAAAAAUGGAGUUAUCUUUAGUAGGGGAUCGAGUUUACGCAGCCGAAUGCAUUCAGAAGAAGCGAGUUAGGAGGGGACGAGUGGAAUAUCUGGUGAAGUGGAAAGGCUGGUCUAAUAAACACAACACUUGGGAGCCAAUUGAGAAUAUUUUGGACGUUCGCCUUUUAGAAGCCUUCGAAGAGAGCCAGCGGGAGAGCGUGGGCGCCAAGAGAGGACCUAAGCCGAAAAAUAAGCCAAGAGACGCCCAUCACGUUCUAAGAGAGAGCCGCAGCACCAGCAGCACCACCUCCCUGGACCGUGAGGCAGCGGAGAGGAGCGGGGGCAGCAGCGCAUCGUCCCGGGUGGAGCUUGACACCACCACUGAGGAUGACGACUAUGACGACAACACCACCACCACCACCACCACCGUCACCACCACCACCACCACCACCACCACCACCUCCACUCCAUCCUCCCCCACUACCACUACCACAACCCCCUCCUCCCCAACCACCACUAGUACUGUUCCAGGGGGCUCGCCGGUGAUGCCCCCAGUCACCACCACCCCGCAGCCCCCCUCGAGCCCCCCAGCGUCCCCCCCCACAGUGGGUAAACGUAAGGCGGAACCUUUGAGGGACGGGAAGGUGGGGAUCUCCAUUACUAAAGACAAUUCAGAUGGGGACUCCAGCCCUCCCCCCUCCAAAACCCCUGCCUUACCUCCCCAAGCCCCUACCCCCUCACGCCCCCUAACCACGCCCCUGACCACCACCACCACCACCAUGUAGCGUCACCUAAAUCCAAGCGACCCCUCUCCCCAGACACCCCCCCAGGGAAGCCUCAGGGCCCGGGGGGGGAUGGUGUGGGUUCCCAGGGGGUUCCUCCGCCCCCCUCCGCCCCCCCUCCACCCCCCCCUACGGUGAAUGGAUCAGUGAAGGCAAAAGAUGCAAAUGUGUCUGAACAGGUGAAGGAGAAUCACGAGGAGAGUGUGGUGGAGGGGGAGGAGGAGGUGGAGGAGGCGGAGGAGGUGAAACGGGAAGGGGUGGAGGGGAGGAGGAGGAGGAGGAGGAGGAGGAGGAAGAGGAGGAGGAGGAGGAGGAGGAGGAGGAGGAACAAGAGGUCCUAGUGGCGCCCGACCCCAGCUACUGGUACCAGCGGAACCCUUUGGCUGAUGAGAUCUUUAUCACCGACGUCACUGCGAAUCUCAUCACUGUCACUAUUCGAGAGUGCAAGAAACGACAAGGAUUCUUUAAAGAUAAUACUGAUGAGAACCAGAAUUCCCAGUCAUCCAUUAAGUGAGGGGGUGCUUGGGGGGUGUGUGGGCCCCUGGGUGUGGUGUUGUGAUGUUGAGGUGGUGUUGAGAAAAAUCGUGGACAAUGGAACUAUACAAACUGGAGAAGGAAUGUUAGCAGGAGGUGGAAAUCUGACUGUGUCGUGGUGUUGACUGACUGUGUGGUGUUGACUGGUGUUGAGGUGGAAAGAUGGAAAGAGGAGGAGGAGGAGGAGGAAAUCUGGGUGUUGUGGAGAAGAGGAGGAGGAAGAAGAGUCCUUUGAAGAAGAAGAAGAAGAAGAGGAAGAGGAGGGAAGCUGACUGGAUGUGGUGUUGUGAAGUGGUGUAGUGGUGUAGCGUGGUGAUGACUAGUGGUGUUGAAGUGACGAGAAAAUUUAGCAAACUGGAGGAGGAGGAGGAGGAGGAGGAAGACAAGAAGAAGGAACAGAAGGAGGAGAAGGAGGUGGUGAUGGUGUUGUGGUGUUGACUAGUGGUGUUUGAAGUGGAGAAGUAGAGGAGAGUAACAUUAAGAGGAGGAGGAGGAGGUGGUGGUGAUGGUGGUGGAGGUGGAAGGAGAAUAAAUGGAAGAAUAAAAGAGGAGGAGGAGGAAGAGGAAGAGGAGGAAGGAAGGAAAAUUGAGAAUGAAAAAGGAAGAACAAGAGGAAGAGAAGAAGAAGAAGAAGGAGGAGGAAGAAGAAGAAGAAGAAGAAGAAGACGACUUUUUAUGACAAUUUUAAACCAAGAAGAAGAGGAAGAGGAAGAUUUUACUAUAUUCCCUGCAAGAAGAAGAAGAAGAAGAGGAGGAGGAGGAAGAGGAGGAG